Messenger RNA from Perca fluviatilis (European perch), 2854 nucleotides. RefSeq lists its product as uncharacterized. The record is from RefSeq and is a predicted model, not a curated record. The coding region runs from base 1649 to 2518 and encodes 289 amino acids. The transcript has 7 exons. NCBI's taxonomy places the organism in Eukaryota, Metazoa, Chordata, Actinopteri, Perciformes, Percidae.
CUGCGGUCCUCAGUGAGUUGUGGCGUGUGUAUGCCAACAAUUUUCUGGUAACUGUUGGUAAAAUAAACACCUAUUUGGUCUGGACUGUACUGCUGCCUCAAGUCUCCUGUUGUAAAUAUCCAACCGCUACACGGCCAUUCUGACAAGUGGUGUCAAGAAGCUGGGGCCUACACCGCAGUGAGGAGUUGAGAAUGAUUAGAGGUGCAAAGAAAAUUGAUCAGCAGGAAGAUGCAGAUGUCGGUGCAAGUGCAUCCCCCUGACCAGGGGGCCAUGGCAGCUGGCAACCACUGGGGAAAAGCUAGAUGAGUUGGCCGGUCUGGUCAAAAAUAUUCUCCGUUCUCAAACAACGAGAGACCACCAUUUGGACCAAGAUUUCUCGUGUCAAGAACAAAGGUAGUGCUAGUGUUUUUGCCUGUGUUUAUCAUAAAUAAUCUUGAGUGUGGCACAGACACUGAAGACUCUUCCAAGCUUACUGGAGGCGCAUUUCCUAAUCAGGGGAGAGCGGUGAGAUGGGAGCUACUAAUAUAUGUUCUGUGGUGGAGAGCAGGAGAAAUUCAGAUGUAGAAGGGACCUGAGGUGGUGCAGGGGUAGACGGCAGUCUAGAACUGAUGAGAAAUCCUUUGGGUGUGCAGUGGGACUUGCGUGGGCGGCGCAGCUGGACCGAUGACAGGACCUGAGGGGGUGCGGUCGAGACCUUUGGUCGAGACCUGCGGAGACGCCCUUUGGGUGUGCAGGAACGACGCACAGUGAGAUGUGCGAAGGACAGCAGAGCUGAACCCAGGAUAAAGGGGCAGGCUGUCAGACCUCGAGGAGUACGCCUGGCCACUGGCACUGCACGGACGCACCGACCGGAUGUCACCGGCCCCCUUCCCCGCAUGACAAGUUUCAGGUGAAUGAAAUGAGAGAGUACAGACAAGUGGGUAGAGCUGCAGGAGAAGGAGCAAACGGAGGGAGGACAUGAUGAAAAAAUGACCCAGAUGAGGGGACAAGUCAUGCAAACAAUGUUAGAUUUCAGAAUAAACCUCCAAUCUGCAGAGAACCAAAGCUGCUCCUACUGUCCCCCAGAUGAUGACAUUGGGAAAAAAAAUGUUGACCACCUUUUGAAAGAAUGGCUCAAGUCUGUCAAUGGCCAAAAGCUGAAUAGGCUGUUUGCCUGGUCCCUUUGCUGAUGGGUAAUGCAUGUAGUGUAUAUGUGCUCAUGGACAUUGCAGACUCUGAAGAUUAUGAAAAAGUAAAAGAAGCAAUUUUGGCAAAGUAUGAAAUGACUGCAGAUACGUACCGUUGAAGAUUUCGAUAUAUGAAAAUGUUUCAAGGAGGAACCCCACGUGACCUGUAUGUUGGUCUAUAAGACCUGUUUUCCAAGUGGGUAAAACCAGAAGAGUCCACAGUGAAGGAGAUAUCUGAAAUGUUGAUCCUUGAACUGUUCCUGAGGAUGGUGCACCCUGAUCUCGAGGAUUGGAUUCAGGAGCAUGACCCUUCUACUGCAGAGAACGCAGCUCAGCCGGCUGAAGUCUUCACAGCAGCCAGAAGAGAGACCAGACACACCACCUUUGGCCGAGACAACAACUAUGCCCAAAGCACAGGAAAUAAGGGUGCAGGCUGGCCAGGUUGCCUCCUGUAAAGGCCUAUAUAAAGGUGAGGCUCUCAGAUGGAGGCAGUGUGUGAGCAGCAGGUCCAUGGAGGUGAUGAUGAUGAGGAGGAGGAGGAGGAGGCAGGAGCAGAUGAGGCCAUGCUGUGGUCCUUCCAGGAGGCUCUGGAGAGACAGACCCUGCAGAUAGGAGCAUCCGCCUGCGGGGCCACAGCUGUUGUGGACGUGCUGAAGGCCCUCGGCGUGGCUGUGGCCCCUGAGGAAGCAGACCGCUGCGUCCAAACGCGGCUGAGGAGGAACGAGUCACCGCUGCCGGACUACCUGCUGUCCCGGAGUGAAGCCGGUGCGACUCACGCUCAGCUCAUCCGAGGAGCAGAGGAGGCCAGUAAGGGGAAGGUAAUGGGUCGCUUCUUCCACCUUCACCCUCGGCGGCUGGUCAGACUCAUCCCCUGGCUUGCACGCUGGAUCCAAAACGGCGCUGUUCCCGUGGCGACCAUGAACAUGCAGCUGGCUGUACCCGAGGGAGAGGAGGUGCCCGACGCCUGGCACCAUCAGCUCAUAUUUGGCGUUGCACCUAAUGCUGUGUUCAUGACCAAUCCUUUAGAUGUAGUAAGUGAGGGAGAAGUGCACCAGAGACUCUGCAGUGAAUCGGUGUUGCUGAUUCGUCGAGAAGACGUCCUGCAGAGACUGACGCCAGAUUGCUGUCUGUCCAGCUUAUCAGACAGCCAGUCUGACCCACGCUGGAAAGCCCUGGAUGUCGAGGGUCAAGUAAGGCAGAUGGCCCUUGACGAGCAACAGGAACAAGAUCCACCCAAGUUAACGCACAUCAAGAUCCCCGCAGCGUACAGUUCAGGCAUCACACUGUUUGUUGUACGACAGACCGAGUUAGGACAAGAACUCCUCAAUGCUCCCGAACUCCCUUUGUUGUAACCGGACUGCCACUCAUGGACUUAAAGCUUGAAGACCUAUACAUUGGGACGUGAAAUAUUUAAAUUGAUAAAAUAACGCUAUUGAUCCUACUGAGUAGGAUCAGCAGAUAUCCACCCUGCCGACGACCGACAAACAAAAAUCAAUAUUUAUUACUCAUUGUUAUACAACCUCUGUUCUCUAACCUAAGCUGCACAAGCAUCCUUUUGCAGCAAGUUUCCACAUGUCAUCAAACUGCUGAAAAUAUCUUAAUUUCUAUCACUGAUACCUUUUUUACAAUGCAUUUUCAACAGUUUCAUGUCAGUUCAUUACUUGAAUAAAGUAGGUUUGAAAUAAUGA